Adineta ricciae is the source of this 2223-nucleotide messenger RNA. The record is from the annotation of a GenBank genome assembly. NCBI's taxonomy places the organism in Eukaryota, Metazoa, Rotifera, Eurotatoria, Adinetida, Adinetidae.
AUGAAUCUAUGUGCCAUAUUUUAUGACUUGAUGUUUGAAUAUGAUUAUCUACUUUCACAAUCCCGAGCUUCGACAUAUAUGAAACGCAUUCGAGUAUGUAUUGUCGGCGGUGGUGCCUCGGGUUUAGCAUGUGCUCGCGUCCUUGCCUUAGACGAGUAUCAUUGUGAACCAAUCGUUUUCGAACAAAAUUCAUAUAUUGGUGGCCAAUGGCACUACGAUCCUGAGGCAACGUCGAACACCUCCGCUAUGUAUAAAAAUUUACGAACUAAUAUACCAUGUAUGGCUAUGCAAUUCAGUGAUUUUCCAUUUCCCAACGAUCCGCCUGAGGCGUAUGUAGACGCGAAAACAGUAGAAGAUUAUCUAAUUGCUUAUGCAGAAAAACAUCAACUUCUUCAAUAUAUAUGUCUAAAUACUACGGUUAAUUCCAUCGACGAAACAUUUACUGUUACAUAUACAAUGAAGUUGAACUCCGCAAGUAAACUACCACCUCGUUCUGAACGACAGUUAUUAGAAAAAACCGACGAUUAUGCUGUUUAUACAGAAAAAUUCGACGCUAUAUGCGUAGCUAAUGGUCAUUAUUCGGAAAUCUAUCUUCCUGAUGAUAUCCCGGGCUUUCAUAGUCAUACCUUUCCAAUCAUUCAUUCUCGUUCAUAUCGUGAUCCCGAACAUUACCGCAAUUUCUGCGUUAUUGUAGUAGGUGCUAGCCAUUCUGGUGUUGACAUUUGCGGCGAAUUGAUGUCUUCCACAUUAGAUCUUCUACGACAAAGUGGUAAAUCUAUAUGUACAGAUUAUUUAUCAACUAAGUUUUGUAUUGUACCACCAAUUGAACGCAUCGAUCAAGACACAGUAUACUUCGAAAAUCAAGCAUCUAUUAAGCCGGAUUCGAUCAUCUUUGCAACUGGAUACGAAUAUCGUAUGCCAUUUUUGCAAGGCAAAUUACAAAUUGAUCAAACUCGACUAUUAGACAAUCACUAUGUCUAUCCGUUAUACAAGCAACUUUUUCAUGCCAAGUUUCCUGAUGGUACACUAUCAUUUCUGACCAUCCCGUAUCGAAUUGUACCAUUUCCAUUGGCAGAAGUACAAUCGCAUGUAGUGGCACGUGUUCUAUGCGGUUUGAUAUCAUUACCAUCAUCAGAGCAAAUGAUUGCCUAUAUUGAUAGUUUACCUCUACCACAAAAUCGAUUGUAUCAUUGUGUACAUGGUGUUGAAUAUGCUCGAGAUUUUCUUGAAAUGAUGAAAGAUAGUGAUAAACAUUUUAAUUACAGAUUUGUAAUGCCACAGUAUAGUUUUGACGAAAUACCCCAAAUUGAACCACGAUCUCGUGUAGCAAUCGUAACUGGUGCAAACGAAGGAAUCGGUAAAGUAACUGCACGCGAAUUAGCUCGAAAAGGUUGGCACGUAAUUCUCGCUUGUCGAAAUGCUGAAAAAGCACAAAAUGCAAUCAAUGAUAUUAAACAAGAGAUCAAAAUGCCCGAUGCACCAUUGGAAUUCCUUCCAUUGGAUCUUUCUUCGUUAAUAAGUGUUCGCAAAUUUGUGGAUGAAUUCCAUCAACGACAAUUACCUUUACAUCUUUUGGUCAAUAAUGCUGGAAUAUUCGGAUCGACUUUUCAAUUAUCCGAAUGCGGAGAAGAAAUACAGUUUACUACAAAUCAUUUGGGACACUUUCUUCUGACUAAUCUCUUGUUAGAUGAUUUACGAGCAUGUGUACCGUCACGGAUCGUUAUUGUCGCUAGUGGAUCACAUUUACAGGCAACAAAUAUUGAAUAUGAUGAUCAAAAACGUAAUCAGCCGUAUCCUACAUCAUCAUUUGGUACCUUUCGAGCAGUCUUACAGAAAUAUAGUCAGUCGAAAUUGGGCAAUGUAAUGAUGUGCACAGAACUUGUACAUCGGCUCGGUCCCGAGUCACGUGUUUAUUGUAACUGUUUACAUCCAGGUGUGAUCAAAUCUGCUAUUUGGCUGAACAAUAAAUGGUUAUCACGUUUAAUGAGACCAUUUAUGCGAACAGUUGAUAAUGGCGCUAUGACAACACUUUAUGCGGCGACUCAUCCGGAUAUCGAAACAAAGAACAUUCGCGGCACUUACUUCAUACCCAGCAAAACCUUGCCACCACCCUAUUGUCGACCGGUAACGGGCAAAGUUAAUCCCCUAGUGAACGACAGAGAACAAUGUCGGCGUCUGUGGGAAUUAAGUCAACGUUUAACAAAUUUAAAUUCAACAAUAUAA